AUGAGUUUCACUAGUUCAAUUGUGUCCCUUCUUGCCCUCUCUGGCAUGUCGCUAGUAUGUGCUUCCCCAGCAAUCAACACACUCAGAGUAAAACCAGGGGAUGUCUUUGCUGUGACUUUACAAAACAACCUUCCUGCAGGUUCUAGCUUAGAUCGUGAGUUGUACAACUAUGUGAUGGAUCCAGUAAAUGAAGCAAACAAUGAAGCCAAUGUAACGAUUGUUUUCAAUCGACUUGCCGCCAACGGCAACAUUCACCUUCCAGAGUAUGGCUUUUGGGGUUUGAGCUACAACAACCUUCACUUUCAUGGUGCCAUGUUUUCGCCAUCUCUGGAAAAUAUUGACCAAGUGGUUGAUGGAGGAGAAUCGAAAACUUACACCUUUAAAAUUCCAGAAGACGCUCAAUCUGGAGUGGUGUGGUAUCAUAAUCAUGUGCACGGCACGUCUGUGUAUUCGUACCUUGCUUCCUUGUUUGGAUUCAUGGUAAUUGAAGGCACAGAUAAUGAUAUUUCCAAUGCUCCAGGAAUUUCUGGAUCUACUGAAGUGCUGAUGCUACGUUCGGAAGGCCUUGUUAAUGAUGACAAGUCUAUACCUAUGUUUUUUCCAAUUACUGGGCAGUUCAACUGGAAUUCCGUUGCAAAUGGAAAUCUAGGACAGGAAACAACGUAUGCAUUUACUCAACAUGAAACAAUCUUCUUUCGAGUGGCAUCUGCAACAACCGAACCAACUAUUAGUCUUGUGAUCCCAAAUAUUUCCUUUGUGGUUGUUGGCUAUGAUGGUCUACCAUUGCCAGAACCAAUAGAAACUGAUACAGUUGUAGUCGGAGGCGGAGGCAGAGUGGAAUUUUUGGUACGCUUUGAUGAGCCAGGAACAUAUGAGAUGAGCUGA
Molecule: messenger RNA, 885 nt
Organism: Phaeodactylum tricornutum CCAP 1055/1
Lineage: Eukaryota; Bacillariophyta; Bacillariophyceae; Surirellales; Neidiaceae
Exons: 3
Coding region: 1-885 (294 amino acids)
Molecular function (GO): oxidoreductase activity; copper ion binding
Source: RefSeq, a predicted model, not a curated record